Molecule: messenger RNA, 3152 nt
Organism: Pimephales promelas (fathead minnow)
Lineage: Eukaryota; Metazoa; Chordata; Actinopteri; Cypriniformes; Leuciscidae
Gene: paqr6
Product: progestin and adipoQ receptor family member VI
Cellular component (GO): membrane
Molecular function (GO): signaling receptor activity
Source: RefSeq, a predicted model, not a curated record
UUUCUACUGCUGUUUAUGUUCUUUCUCUUGGAAUGUGAAGGACACACAAAGCCCGAAUGAUUCUCGAGGGUGUCCAUUAACGUUAGAAUCUAGUUCAGCCAUGGAUGUGUAGUUAUUUCGCGCUUUUUUUCCCCAUUAACUGUAACUUUUUCGGAUCCCAAACUGGCGACCUCACAUCUCCAACUGGCACGCGCAAAUGAUCUCAUAGACCAGAUCAAGCUCAAAGUGUUUCCUGCGUGGCGAGGGGCUGGUGAGGGUCAUGGUUGGGGCUGGACUCAGUGUGUGAGGUGGGAGGCUGGGGAAGGGGGCCCGUCCCGGGGCCUGGAGUGUCCGCUGUGGUGUGUCCUGUGUCGAGGAGGACGGGAGAGACUGAAGCAGGCCUGUCAGAGAGGGAGAGGAGCACUACGCCUGCCCGCAGACAUGCUGACCCUCAGACUUCCACAGCUCUUUGACAUCCACCAGGUGCCAAAGGUGUUUAGAGAGGACGGCAUCAUGUCCGGGUACCGCCAUCCCCGCAGCUCAGCCCUCGACUGCAUUCUCAGCAGUUUUCAAAUGACCAAUGAGACGGUCAAUAUCUGGACCCACUUCCUGCCGACCUGGUACUUCCUGUGGCGGUUCAGCAUGCUGUGCUUUACUCUGGACUUCCUGACGGAGAGCUACUCCUGGCCGAUGCUCGUCUACAUGCUUCUGAUCUGCCUGUACCCCUUCACCUCCAGCUGCGCUCACACCUUCAGCACCAUGUCCACCAAGGCUCGUCACGUCUGCUACUUCUUCGACUACGGAGCGCUCAGCCUGUACAGUCUCGGUUGUGCCAUCACAUACUCCUCUUACGUGAUGCCCGACUCCUGGGUCAACAGUUGGCUUCACCAGCAUUUUGUGACCAUUGCAGUCUGCAACUCGCUCUUUUGUACCAGCAUGUCCUGCUACUCCAGGUUUGUCGAGUUGCAGUACCCACACAUCAGUAAAAUCUUGAGAACGGCCGCAUUCGUUGUCCCCUUCCUCUUUGAUAGCGUCCCACUGUUUUACCGACUGCUGUCGUGCUGUUGGGGGAGCUGUAGUCCCAGUGAAGCUCUGGCCUGCCACUCUUACCAUCUGUUCUUUGCGUUUCUCACAUGCUUCCUGUUUGCAUCUCACCUGCCCGAGAGACUGGCCCCUGGACGCUUCGACUACAUCGGUCACAGUCACCAGCUCUUUCACAUAUGUGCGGUCGUGGGCACCCAUUUCCAGAUGGAGGCAGUGUUGACGGACAUGUCGUCUCGCAAAGAGUGGCUGAUGUCCCACUCCGCUUCACCUUCCUUCCUAGGUACUUUGGGGGCUCUCGCACUGGGUGUCCUGCUCAACCUGGGCAUCAUCGGCAUCUUUAGCGUGGGUUUACCGCGAACACCUCACCAAAGCACUUCGGCCUCUUGUGGUGCCCACCCUCAUCAGGAGUAACAAGCUUUCUUGACCACUCCACACCUCACUGUGCACCUUUCUGGACGAUGUCACUCUAGAUUUCACUAGCGCACUUUCACUGAUAUAAAAGCCUCUAGCGUUGAUACUUUUGUACUAAAAAGCUAAGCGUUUAUUCGAUUCGAGAUCAUAUAUUCUAGUUUCCCUUUAUACUUACAGCCGAAAACCCUAAUGAUAAUCGCGACCUUUCAUGGAGUUAUUUAACCGUUGUGCCUUUGAUUUUUAUUCUUGAAAGGUUGAGGGUUGAAUGACGCUAAAGUGGAUAAUAUAGUUUAAGGGUUUUUAUAAACAUUUGCAUCAUUACAUAAUAAUGUUAUCAUAGCUUUAACUGGAAAAUGAUAGUAGCAUUAAUCAGGGAUUUUAUAUUUGCAUUAAUAACAUCAUUAAUCCAAUUGUAUGAUGUGUGUGCAUAUCAAAAUAUACAAUGGUGAAAACUGGCGUGUCCCCUUUAAAUACUUGUGUUUGUAAUAUCCCUUAUUAUCAAUGGCUAAUUAUUUGGAUUUACUGGAACGCCUUUGAAUGAUCACAGGUACAGUAACAUUAAUCAUGUUUGGGCUAUAUGUCUAAAAACACACUUUCAUAUCUUGAAUGAUAAUGUGUAUUGUGCAUCACUCUCCUACUAAACUGCAUCUCAUGAGAAUACGGGGCUGCACUGGAGUCCGUCACUGUAGUUUCGAUGUCGCUUUACUUUAGUUAUGUGUCCGUAUCUGCAUCAGGUCACAUUUCUGUGGUAUUGUUUUGUUCAUUGCAGGUUUAUGGCAUACAAUACAGUGUGUUUUAUAUUGAAGCACGAGGCUUUUGGUUUUAUAUUUAAUUGCAUUUUGUCAGUGCACUUGUCGAUUUUUAAUUUUUUUUUUAUUCCGGUGCAAUGUAGUGCGUAUCUCUAUAUAGUUUCUUUGCUCAUGUUUUGUUCUUAAACCAGAAAUCAAAGCUAAUCAUUGUGUUUGCCCAAGCUGUUAACCUUCAUCUCUCAUUUUGUCCUUCGGUCACUUGUUUUGUCUGACUGAACAGUGCAGGACAGGUACGAACUGCAGGCUUGUUGUAAUUUAGUGCAAUUAAUGCUGCAUAAAGGCACCUUUUCUAACAGCUCUUAAGGUCAGUCACAUGGUGGUAAUGAUAUUUAAUGGUAGUUUAUGAAAGGGAUCUUGGUUUAAAAAGGAAAAGUAGGUGUUUCAGUGGUUAGUGGCGGAAAGGUUCUGCAUUUCUCCAAAUGCCUAUUUGUUGUUGGACAGCAGAAAUUCUCGCUCACUGUGUGUUUUUUCAUCAGCUCCAGCCCUGACGGAGUCUGUUCUUCUGCUAUAAGAGGUUUAGAUGUGACUGGUGACAGUAGUAUUUUGUGCACUAGAGUUAAAUGAAGCGUAAAAGGUUUUGGCAUCCCAAUCCCUGAUGUGUGUUUGAUGGCCUAAAUGAAUGUAUUGCAGUUUUGGAAACUGUGUCUUUAAAGACCCUUUUAAUGUUACAAUGUAGCAUUUAAAAUUGCCAAGGAAAUUCAAAUUAGAAAUAGUAAUUUAAUUUUUUUAUGUUCCAGAUAUGUUGUAUUUUUUUUUUUUUUUUACUAUAAUGCUUCCCUUUAAAUCUGAGAAUUAAAAUAUGCGACCAUUAUUGCAAUGCCUUUUAUUUUCCAUUGUAAUUUUUGAAAUAUUUUUGUAACAAAUGUGAAAAAUAUGCUUAGAAUUAAACUGACCCAUUGUUUCACUACA